UCUAUAAUAUGGGACAGUUCCAGUCUGCUGAGAAACAGGCCGUGGAGUUAUCGAAUGCUGCUAGAGAUGGUGAUGUUAGCAAAGUGAAGUCCCUGCUGGCACGUGGGGCCAACCCUAACCACCCCGAGUACCAUCUAUUACACAUUGUUUGUUGGAAUGGUAACCUGGAGACAGUGAAGGCAUUUGUUGAGGCUGGAGCAGACACUGGGAGAUGGAAUGCUCGGGGCAGGUCUCCAUUUCAUUGUGCAGCCUGGGGGGGUCGUAAGGAGGUGUUGGUUUACUUGAUCAGGGAUUGCAAGUGCAGUGCUGAUACCAGGGACCAGAAUAACAAUACUCCACUCCACUAUGCAUGCUCUGGUGGUCACCCAGGUGUGGUGCAGUACUUAGUGGAGGAGGCCCACUGUGACAUCAGUGAGUACCACAAUUUUAUCUGUCUCCGUAUCAUGUAUACCAAUGCAUGUGUUAACAUAAUUAUACAAAUGUGGUAA
Messenger RNA from Halichondria panicea, 488 nucleotides. RefSeq names its product notch-regulated ankyrin repeat-containing protein-like. The record is from RefSeq and is a predicted model, not a curated record. The transcript is spliced from 3 exons. Bases 9 to 488 code for a protein of 159 amino acids. Lineage: Eukaryota; Metazoa; Porifera; Demospongiae; Suberitida; Halichondriidae. Gene Ontology annotation, molecular function: protein binding.